UUUUAUAUUCAUGGAGAGCAUUCCUGUUGAUGAUGAAAAAUAUCAUAUUUGUCCCUUGAUUUAUAAAAUUGUUAUAUAUUUUUGCAGAAGGCGAGCAUGAUUCUUUUCAUCUAGAAGGAUUAAUGGAGAGUCCCUCAGCGGAUGACAGUGGAGUCAGCUUCUCACCGUUAGUCUACAACAACAAAGUAGUGAACUAUACCUUGAUGGUCACUUUUAUCUCUUUCCUGCAAGUUCUUCUACUGAUUCGUCAAAUGGAGCAUAGCAGCACUCAAUACGGGGCUGCUAAGGUUUCAAUUUUAAUGAUCGGCCAGCAAGCGAUAAUGGAUGCCUAUCUUUGCUUUUUACAUCUGACUGGAGUAACAUUACGUGAAUCCUUGUUUAAUGCUUUUGCAACUGCUGCAUUUUCCAAGUUCGUCGUCGUCUCAAUAUUUGAGAAGAGAUAUCUCCUUGCUAUCUGGGAGGCAAAUAGGCCUUUGAGUCAUGAACUUUCAGUUUUUUACAGUCGAUACUAUGGGAUCCUGUUGGGAGGCCUUCUACUCAUAUAUGAGUUCCAUCACUAUUUGAAGACUAUUUUUCUUCUUAUGUCCUCCUUUUGGGUACCUCAGAUAAUCACCAAUGUUAUUCGUGAUUCACGCAAACCAUUGCAUCCUCAUUAUAUAUUAGGGAUAACUGUUACUCGGCUAGCAAUACCAUUAUACAUUUUUGGUUGCCCUAACAACUUCAUGCGCAUAGAACCUGACAAGAGAUGGUGUGUUUGUUUGACUGUAUUUAUUGGGUUUCAGGCUGUAAUUCUUCUACUUCAGCACUAUCUCGGGUCGCGUUUGUUCAUUCCUCAUCAGAUUCUACCCGAGAAAUACUGCUAUUGUAGGAGGUUUGAUCAGGAUACAAGACAUGCUAUGGACUGUGUUAUUUGCAUGAUAGCCAUUGAUCUUUCCCAGGGAACUAAUGAUUGCAUGGUGACACCUUGUGAUCAUUUCUUCCAUUCUGGUUGUUUGCAAAGAUGGAUGGAUAUAAAGUUGGAGUGUCCAACUUGUCGUCGCACUUUACCACCUGCUUAGAGAGUUUUUUUUCCACUUUUUAUGCCAAUAGGACCUAACUGACCCUGCUCAACGUGGUAGAUUUAGCAAUAUGCUUCACUUUUCACUUUUGAUUGUCAACCUUUUUGUUGUGAUGUUGAGCACUAAGUCUAAGGUUGUCUUCUCAUAGAAAUUGUAAUUUCAUUUUUCCA
Lotus japonicus is the source of this 1228-nucleotide messenger RNA. RefSeq names its product transmembrane E3 ubiquitin-protein ligase FLY1-like. The coding region runs from base 123 to 1058 and encodes 311 amino acids. The transcript has 7 exons. NCBI's taxonomy places the organism in Eukaryota, Viridiplantae, Streptophyta, Magnoliopsida, Fabales, Fabaceae. The record is from RefSeq and is a predicted model, not a curated record. Gene Ontology annotation, molecular function: zinc ion binding.